ACAUUUUUUCAAUUUUAGAAAUCAUUUUCAAAUAUUUUUAAUAUAAUUUAUGCAUCUUACAUAAUGUAUGUACCAAAUUGGAUACUAAUAUUUACUCUUUUGAAAAAGCUAACAUACUCCAAAUUAGUGUCCAUUAGGAUACUAAAAUUUUCAUCUCUCUCACAUGUCUUGUCUUUUCUUAUAUAAAGUCCUGGUUUUCACACACAACAAUCAAGUUCCAUAUUCAUUAUCAACAACAACUGUAAUUGUAAUUGAACAGAAUCAGAAUUUGAUAAGGGCAUGGCAUUGAAUGCCUAUCGAAGUCUCUUCAUCUUCAACCUUGGUGUCUUGACUCUUAUUAUAAUGGCCGCGGCUGUUACUCCUACUACACUUGUUGACCGGACAUCUCUUAAUCGGAGCAGUUUUCCGGCAGGUUUCAUUUUUGGUACUGCCUCCUCGUCCUAUCAGUAUGAAGGUGCUGCAAAUGAAGGGGGUAGAGGACAAAGUACAUGGGAUAACUUUACUCAUAAAUAUCCUGAAAAAAUAUUGGAUAGAAGCAAUGGAGAUGUAGCUGUUGAUCAGUAUCAUCGUUAUAAGGAUGAUGUUGCAAUCAUGAAGUAUAUGAACACAGAUGCAUACAGAUUCUCCAUCUCAUGGCCAAGGAUAUUGCCAAAAGGAAAAGUAAGCGCAGGUAUCAACCAAGAAGGAAUCAAAUAUUACAACAACCUCAUCAAUGAGCUACUCGAUAAUGGUCUAGUACCAUUUGUAACCCUUUUCCAUUGGGAUCUUCCCCAAGCCUUACAAGACGAGUACGAAGGUUUCUUGAGCCCCAAUAUCAUAAAUGAUUUUCAGGACUAUGCAGAGCUAUGCUUCAAGGAAUUUGGAGACAGAGUGAACCAUUGGAUUACUCUUAAUGAGCCGCACUCUUACAGUAUGGGUACAGAGCCCUACAUGGCCUCACACAACCAACUCCUCGCUCAUGCAGCCGCUGUCAAAAUUUAUAGAACCAAUUAUCAGGCUUCUCAAAACGGUUCAAUAGGCAUCACCUUAAACUGUCACUGGUUUUUGCCUUUCUCAAAUGACACAUUAGAUCAUCAAGCUGCUCAACGCGCUCUUGAUUUCAUGUUUGGAUGGUUUAUGCAGCCAAUGACAACAGGAGAGUAUCCACUAAGCAUGGUGUCUUUUGUGGGAAAUCGGUUACCAAAGUUCACUCGAGAGCAAUCCAAGAUACUUACCGGCUCAUUUGAUUUUAUCGGAGUCAAUUACUACACCUCAAAUUAUGCGGCCAAUAUACCACAUUCAAAUAACGACACAAGCAAAUCUACCUAUUUCAAGGAUACUCAUGUCAACUUAACAACUGAGCGAAAUGGGAUACCAAUUGGACCACGGGCUGCUUCGCCUUGGCUAUUUGUUUAUCCAAUGGGGAUUCAGGAACUACUACUGUACACAAAGACAAAGUAUAACAAUCCUUUGAUAUACAUCACAGAAAAUGGUAUGGAUGAGUUCAACGAUCCAACACUAUCACUUGAAGAGGCGCUUUCGGAUACUUAUAGAAUUGAUUACUUUUAUCGUCAUCUUUAUUAUAUUUCAUCUGCAAUCAAGCAUGGCGUGAAAGUACAAGGAUAUUUCGCGUGGUCACUUUUAGAUAACUUUGAAUGGAUUGCCGGAUACACCAUGCGUUUUGGAAUUAACUUUGUUGAUUACAAAGAUAAUCUUAAAAGACACCAUAAACUCUCUGCCCAUUGGUUUAGGAAUUUUCUUAAAAAACAUUAGAGUUACAGGUUAAUGUCUUGUUGAUCUCCAAUAGUAUGAUAUGAUCUUGAUUAAUACAAAGUGAAAAUUGUAAUAUUGGAUUUGAAUAACAAUUGAGCUCUAGCUAGAAGUCAUAGUUUGUUUUUGAAUAACCAUGUGAAAUAUUGUAGUAUUGUAAUAUCCUAAUCAACAAUAGGGUCUUCACUCUAUUCUGGUUUUGUAUUAUUCUAAUCAUAUUCUAUUUAUCAAGUUUUUAUUUAA
Molecule: messenger RNA, 1992 nt
Organism: Lathyrus oleraceus (garden pea)
Lineage: Eukaryota; Viridiplantae; Streptophyta; Magnoliopsida; Fabales; Fabaceae
Product: beta-glucosidase 12
Exons: 12
Coding region: 280-1752 (490 amino acids)
Biological process (GO): carbohydrate metabolic process
Molecular function (GO): beta-glucosidase activity
Source: RefSeq, a predicted model, not a curated record